Molecule: messenger RNA, 1202 nt
Organism: Chanos chanos (milkfish)
Lineage: Eukaryota; Metazoa; Chordata; Actinopteri; Gonorynchiformes; Chanidae
Gene: aprt
Product: adenine phosphoribosyltransferase
Exons: 5
Coding region: 15-563 (182 amino acids)
Biological process (GO): adenine salvage; AMP salvage
Cellular component (GO): cytoplasm
Molecular function (GO): AMP binding; adenine binding; adenine phosphoribosyltransferase activity
Source: RefSeq, a predicted model, not a curated record
UGCAGGCGGGAGGCAUGGCAGAGAGCACCAAAGCUGAGAAAUUGGAGCUCAUUAACAAGCGAAUACGAGCCUUUCCGGAUUUUCCUGUUAAAGGAAUAUUAUUCAGAGAUAUCUGCCCCAUACUAAAAGAUCCCAAAGCUCUGACCGCUGUGAUUGAUCUGUUUGAAGAACACGUUAGGCAAACGUGUCCUCAAAUUGAACUCAUCGUAGGCCUUGAUGCUCGUGGUUUCCUCUUUGGGCCCCUCUUAGCACAGAGGCUGGGAAUAGGAUUUGUGCUGGUCCGGAAGAAAGGGAAACUCCCUGGCCCUACUGUGUCUGUGUCCUAUGCUCUUGAGUAUGGGAAGGCCGAGGCUGAAAUUCAAGAGGAUGCAGUGUCUCCAGGACAGAAAGUCUUAAUUGUUGAUGACUUACUAGCCACUGGUGGGACCUUGGGUGCAGCCUGUGACCUGAUGAAGAAACAGCAGGCAGAAGUAGUGGGUUGUUUGGUGGUAAUUGAGAUGACUGAACUAAAGGGGGUGGAAAGGUUGAAGCCAUACCCUGUCUUCUCACUGGUUCACUUCUGACAAUUUGCAUUUGCCACAGGGAAGCAACCUUCAACUCUUUUUCAGAACUCGUGGAACAUGACCCAUCUGUACUGCAGGACACAUUCCUUCUAAUGUAUAGAAUUUGUUGGUUAAAUGUUAUGGGGUUAAGAAAGAUGAUUGUUAUCUAUGAUGGCUUAAAUUCCUUAUAUGGUACCAUCAAUGUAGUUUUUGUUUCCUGUUUGCUUCCAAAAAUCAUCCAAGUAAUAUUGUCUGAGGUACCCACCAUACACAAGUAGUGAGCGAAGAAAAAAAUCCAAAGGUGAAAUCACUCAUGGUGACUGUAAGAAUACCACACUUUCUACAUUUGUUCAGGGUGAUAUUAUGUUGUGCCAGUGUGCCCCUGAGCAGGAGACCUGAUCCAACAGUUUGUCCAGAGGGGUUUGUGUGUCUGUGUAUUUGUGACCUCCAACUUAAUUAUAAUAAGCUCUGCACAAGAGUUUCUGCUAAAAUCAGUGGGUAUAACCAGCUGACUAACUGAAUUUGCACAUUCUGUUUUAUACCAAUAUGUUUACCAUUAACACAGGGUCUUUUUUCAGUGCCUUGGUUAAUGUUUGCUUCAUUUACAAUAUACAGUGUAACAAUGUACAUUGAAAUCUUGAUUAAAGGAAUAGUGUACAU